This is a messenger RNA of Herpailurus yagouaroundi (jaguarundi), 1756 nucleotides long. RefSeq names its product dynein assembly factor with WD repeats 1 (gene DAW1). The record is from RefSeq and is a predicted model, not a curated record. Lineage: Eukaryota; Metazoa; Chordata; Mammalia; Carnivora; Felidae. Gene Ontology annotation, molecular function: protein binding. Gene Ontology annotation, cellular component: nucleus. The transcript has 13 exons. The coding region runs from base 62 to 1390 and encodes 442 amino acids.
CGCGGGGCCGCGGGCCCCGGUCCAGCCUGCGCGCCCAGCUCCUCGCGCUGGAAGCCCGCGCAUGCGCGCAGUUCGCCCCGCCGCUGUUUGGCCGUUUCCAUGGCUACGAAGAGCCUUGACGGGGGAGUCUGGGAAGGAGAAAAUGAAACUCAAGAGCCUCCUGCUCCGGUAUUACCCUCCAGGAAUUAUGUUGGAAUAUGAAACGAAUGGAGAACUGAAGACCAAAUGCAUCGAUUUGCUCAACCUCAGUCCCAGUACUGAUGUCAAUGCCUUAGUAGAGGAGAUACAGAAAGCGGAGCCGGUAAUCACAGCUUCACGAUCAGACCAAGUAAAGCUUUUACUACGGAGAUUACAAGACAAACUCAGGCAGCACAGCAACCACCAAUUCUAUCUUUUUAAGGUUCUCAGAGCACAUAUACUGCCAUUGACUAAUGUUGCACUUAAUAAAUCGGGGUCUUGCUUUAUUACAGGAAGCUAUGAUCGGACGUGUAAACUUUGGGAUACUGCAUCUGGAGAGGAGCUUCAUACCCUGGAGGGCCACCGGAAUGUGGUUUAUGCCAUAGCAUUCAACAAUCCGUAUGGUGACAAAAUUGCCACUGCAUCCUUUGAUAAGACUUGUAAGCUAUGGAGUGUAGACACGGGAAAAUGUUACCAUACCUUUAGAGGUCAUACAGCAGAAAUAGUGUGUUUGUCAUUCAAUCCUCAAAGCACCCUCGUGGCCACUGGCAGCAUGGACACAACAGCCAAACUGUGGGACAUUCAGAACGGAGAGGAAGCGCUCACUUUGACGGGACAUUCGGCUGAAAUCAUCUCUUUGUCCUUUAACACCUCGGGAGACAGAAUCAUCACAGGGUCUUUUGAUCAUACAGUUGCAGUGUGGGAAGCUGAAACUGGAAGGAAGGUGUAUACCCUAGUUGGGCAUUGUGCUGAGAUUAGCAGUGCUUCAUUCAACUGGGAUUGCUCUCUGAUAUUAACCGGCUCUAUGGACAAAACCUGCAUGCUGUGGGACGCUGCAAAUGGAAAAUAUGUGGCAACAUUAACAGGCCAUGAUGAUGAAAUACUAGACAGCUGUUUUGAUUACACUGGAAAACUUAUUGCUACUGCUUCAGCCGAUGGAACGGCAAGGGUUUUCAGUGCAGCCACAAGGAAAUGCAUUGCCAGAUUGGAGGGCCACGAAGGUGAAAUUUCAAAGAUUUCUUUCAACCCCCAAGGGAAUCGUCUUCUAACGGGCAGCGCUGAUAAAACAGCGAGAAUCUGGGAUGCUCAGACUGGUCAGUGCCUCCAGGUUCUUGAGGGGCACACUGAUGAGAUCUUUUCAUGUGCUUUCAACUAUAAAGGCAACAUAAUCAUUACAGGUAGCAAGGAUAAUACCUGUAGGAUAUGGCGUUGACGGAAGAGAGCCGGCUGAUGAGCGGAUUUGCUAGCGAUGGAGGUGAAGGUAGAGCUUCACAGUUGUCAAGCAAGCUAUUUUCAUGUUUCACAUCUUCUCUUUUUCCACAAGUCAACUACAUGCUGUUGUUAGCUUUGCAGAUAUGACUGUUAAAACUAAUAAACUUAUAUCACGUCUUCAUAGUAUUUGAUGGAAAUAAUAGGAGAGACCACAAUGUGGGGCCAAUGUCACUGGUGAUUGCAUCUUUGUUUUUAUUUUUAGUAGCAUCAUGAUAGUGAUAAAGGAAAUCAGAGUGAUUUCACAGUGUGUCUCAGAUUCUCCUUUGAAAGCUCUUAUAAAAUCUGUUGAAUAAAGGUUUUGGAAGCA